AUGCUUGAUAUCAAGCCGGGCUGGAUCCAACGGAAGAUCAACCUGACGUCUACCCGUGCCUCUGCUUGAGACUUGAGGUGGAGUAUGGCUACAUCCAGUCCGGUGUUCAUGAGCCCCUCACCAAUAUCUCGCGUGCAAGAUGCCAGUGUACACAACUGUAGGACUCACAUCCUUCUGUGUGGUGUUCAAAUCAGAGGACCGCUUGACCUUGGCGAGAACGUCCGAGUGGAAGGUUAUGAGCUUACAUUCCUUUGUUCCAUUCCGCCAUCUCGCCUGCCUCUGCCCUUACCACAUUAGCCAGCCUGAACACCAACAAUCUGGAUCGGCGUAUCCUCACAAAGAAGCUGCUCAAGGAAAGCCAGGACCAGACGAGCGGACUGGCGGAUCAGGAUUUCAUCCGUUCGCUUCUUUGAGCCGGCUGAAGAUGCCAGCCUCGAGAGCGCCGGCAACCCAAAGCAGGAAAGUUGCCAUGUUGUUUAGACCACGCGAUCGUCUGGAAUUUGGCCAUGUGCUCAAUGUCUGCCAAAGAAGAUGCUGACUGAUUCGACUCUCCUCGAUUGUUCGUGGAGAGGGUGAUCGCCUACUAACUACCGUCAUUCGUUCUGGUUUGUUGUUUCUUCCUUGCGGUCGACGCAUACUGGCGGCGUCCGUCGUCGAUAUGCCUUCGCUACGCGCUGCUUACCUAGCCCUUGCACUCAGUCUGCUGGACGAUGUCGAGGCAUUUUGGCGGAUGAAUUGCGCGGUCGUGCAAAGAGGACGGAUUGACCCACUUGUAAACUAUGGAGACAUUGCAGCGCAUUCUCACACCAUCGUUGGAGGAUCGAACAUUGGCAUCAAUGCGACGUAUCAAUCCCUCCUCAACUCGCAAUGCACGAGUUGCGAAAUCGGUGCUGACAAGUCGGCGUACUGGUCACCGACACUUUACUACUCUUAUCCCAAUGGCAGCUUCUUAGAAGUACCUCACGAUGGCGCCGUGGCAUACUACCUUGGUCGUGGACCACUGGUCAACUCAACGAUCCCCUUCCCGAAAGGCCUGAAUAUUCUCUCGGGAGACAAAUCGGCUCGAAGCUAUGACAACCAAACAUACACUUGGGGUAACGCAACUUAUCCCGGCCGACCCAUCGCAGAUCGUGUUAGUUUUGCCUGCUUGGCGUAUCAGCCGCAGCCGGAGACGCCCUACAUGGCGAGCACCGAUUGUCCAUACGGCAUGCGUGCCCAGAUACACUUCCAAAGCUGCUGGAAUGGGAAAGACCUCUACAAAGCUGACAACAGCCACGUCGCUUAUCAAUCGCAGAUCGACAACGGCAUUUGCCCUCCCACCCAUCCCAUCCAGCUCCCACACAUCUUCCUCGAAACGCUGUACAGUGUCGCCAAUGUACCGAAAGAGACCGGUGGCCGCUUUGUUUUCUCACAAGGAGACUCGACAGGAUACGGAUUCCACGGAGAUUUCCAGAAUGGAUGGGACAGCGCCGUCCUCCGUCAAGCCGUUCAAAACUGCUUAUCGACCGACAACUUCGGUCAGAUCAGCGAGUGCCCGGCGCUGCAAGCUUCUCAAUCCGACGGCUACCCCUACAACUGCCCAGAACGACCUCCUCAAAUCGGCGAGCCAGUCAAGGGCCUGAUUUCUCGCCUGCCGGGCUGUAUCACCAUCACCGAUGGACCAGAAGCGGCGCCGGCAGCAUCCAUGAACUGUCCCGCCAGCUCACCCAAGCCUUCCAUCACCAGAACUGUAGACUCCACGCCUUUACCUACCCUCACAGCAACACCAGGCGCCUCCUUCGGCAUCUCCCCCUACCAAAAAUACGUCGGAUGUUUCAACGACACCGAGCGCGCAGUCCGAGCACUCAACGCCGUUUCAAUCUCUAACUACAGCGUCAUGUCCGUCGACUGGUGCCAGAGCUGGUGUAACAACCAAGGCUAUCGCCUCGCAGGCGUAGAAUACGGCCAAGAAUGCCACUGCGACAACAUCAUGAACCCCACCGCCAUUUCCGACCCCUCAAGAUGCACCUGGAACUGCGGCGCCACCAUGAUCGAAGGCGGAAACCAACAAAUCUGCGGCGGCUACUCAUACAUCAGUAUUUACAACAACACCGACCCAUCCUUCAACGCAAACGGAAGCAUGGAAAACUCCGCCGGCGCCGUACAAGAAGUGAAAAAUCUCACCGCAUUCCCUCCCAAUUACCUAGGUUGCGCCACCGACAAUUUAAACGGAGCCGGACGAGUCCUCACGGGCGACUCCACCACCUCCCUCCGCAUGAACACUACCGUCUGUCAAGCCUACUGCGCCGCCGGGAAUAGAGGACAAGGCUACCAAUACUACGGCACCGAAUACGGAACGCAAUGUUUCUGCGGGAAUUUCCUCAGCAACGGCAACAUCCUCACCAACCUCACAUCUACCCCGACCAACUCCACUUGUAACAUGCGUUGCACCGGAGCCGGAGACCAAUUAUGCGGCGGCCCGAACGCAUUAUCGCUGUACAAACAACUAGAUUUCGUCGCCCCGGCCAUAGCCCCUUCGAUUGGAAAAUACGUGACGAAGGGGUGUUUAACCGAUCCUGGCGGUGCUGCCGGUCGUUCCCUGAAAGCUGCGAGUAUGACGAGUGAGAAGAUGACGGUGAAUCUGUGUGUGAAGUUUUGUUUGGGGAGGUUUUUUCGGUAUGCGGGGUUGGAGUAUGGACGUGGAUUCUGAGCUGAUUUGUUUUAGGGAAUGUUAUUGCGACAACACGAUCAAUUACGCCGGGGGAGCGAAGACAGGGACUUGUGAUGUGGACAGUCUGAUGCUGUGUGCGGGAAAUUCGAAACAGUAUUGUGGGGCGGGGAAUUUGAUGAAUUUGUAUUAUUCGAGUACGGCGACGGUGUUUGGGUAGGAGAAGAGAAGAGAAGAGAAGCUCUCCGAGGUGUAUGUAUCUUCAUAUCUUUCAUAUCUCAAAAAAAGGCCUGUUCUUGU
Molecule: messenger RNA, 2947 nt
Organism: Pseudocercospora fijiensis CIRAD86
Lineage: Eukaryota; Fungi; Ascomycota; Dothideomycetes; Mycosphaerellales; Mycosphaerellaceae
Exons: 3
Coding region: 659-2689 (676 amino acids)
Source: RefSeq, a predicted model, not a curated record